Messenger RNA from Drosophila gunungcola (fruit fly), 2433 nucleotides. Its product is annotated as spermine oxidase. The transcript is spliced from 2 exons. NCBI's taxonomy places the organism in Eukaryota, Metazoa, Arthropoda, Insecta, Diptera, Drosophilidae. Gene Ontology annotation, molecular function: polyamine oxidase activity. The record is from RefSeq and is a predicted model, not a curated record. Bases 232 to 1764 code for a protein of 510 amino acids.
CCGGACUACGCCCCUGCUCACAGCAUAAGCACACGGGCAGAACCGCACGUUUCCAUGUGAUGUUUUCUGUUUUCGGCAUUCAGUUUUGUUUGCAUUUUCCGCGAAGCUGGAGUUUUUCCUGCUGCAAAUAUAUAGUAUAUUUGGUAAACUUUCCGGUAGAAAUGUUAAAUUGUUGAAUAAUUACGGCUAAACGGUUUUCGAGUUAUUUUGAAACAGAUUCAGUUACCCGGAAUGAGUGGCGCACAGCGGAAUCUGGAUCGCAAGAUCGUCGUCAUCGGAGCGGGAGCCUCGGGCGUGGCCUGUGCCACCAAGCUCCUGGAGCUGGGCUUCCAGAAUGUGCUCGUGGUGGAGGCGGAGGAUCGUCUGGGUGGUCGCAUCCACACCAUUCCCUUUGCCGAUAAUGUCAUUGAUCUCGGAGCGCAAUGGUGUCACGGCGAAAGGGAUAACCUGGUCUAUGAGAUCACUCGUAAGGCUGAUGAGGAGCUGCUGGAGUCCACGGGUCCGGUGUAUGAGAACUACCAGUGCGUGAGGUCCAAUGGAGAAGUGGUGGCCGAACAGGUGGCCAGUCGCCUCAAGGCCAUUGUGGGUGAUUCAUUGGUUACCCGGCAGUUGGAGUUGCGCCACUGCAGCGGUUCCUUGGGCAGCUACCUGACCAACAAGUUCUACGAUACUCUCCGGCGUCCCGAAAACUCCGACAUAGACGCCGAGGUGGCCAGGGAGUUCUUUGUUAACUACCAGAAGUUCGAGAACUCCGUUGAGGCUUCGGAUACCCUGGAACAGGUUUCGGGCAGGGGCUAUCUGGACUACUGGGAGUGCGAGGGCGACAUCCUGCUCAACUGGAAGGACAAAGGCUAUGUGGAGCUGCUGAGGCUCCUCAUGCGUUCACGGGAAUUGAAUGUGGAGCAUGGAGUUCUGGAGCAGCGACUACUUCUCGCCACUCGUGUCUUGAAGAUCAACUGGAACCGCAACGAUGGACGUGUGGAGCUGCAGCUGAGCAAUGGUGACAACUGCAUUGCCGAUCAUGUUGUCAUAACCGUUUCCCUGGGCGUUCUCAAGGAUCAGCACUUCAGGCUGUUCGAGCCGCAGCUUCCCGUGGAGAAACAACGCGCCAUUGAUGGCCUGGCCUUUGGCACGGUCAACAAGAUCUUUGUGGAGUUCCCCGAGGCUUUUUGGCCCGAGGAUUGGACGGGCUUCACCCUGCUUUGGCGGGAAGAGGACCUAGAUGAUAUUCGUGGAACCUCAAGAUCCUGGCUGGAGGAAGUCUUCGGCUUCUACAGGGUAAGCUAUCAGCCCAGGGUUCUGGCCGGCUGGAUCACCAAUGAAAGUGGCCGGCAUAUGGAAACCCUGCCCGCGGAUGAGGUCCAAUCGGGUGUGAUGUACCUCUUCCGAAGGUUCCUCAAGUGGAAAAUCCCAGAGCCUUCCAGUUUCCGCACUUCCGCUUGGCACACAAAUGAAAACUUCCGUGGUUCCUAUUCCUAUCGAUCCAUGGACACGGAGCAACUGGGCACCGGAGCUCGAGAGUUGGCCCAUCCCCUCACAGUGGUGGCCACCACGCCGGAGAAGGAGAAGGCUGCGGAGGAGGAGGAGGCGUGGCAGCAGAGUCGCUGCGAUAGACCGAUUGUCCAGUUUGCCGGCGAGGCCUCCAGUGAGCAUUUCUACUCCACAGUUCACGGAGCAGUCGAGGCGGGAUGGCGGGAGGCCAGAAGACUGGCCCAAUUCUACGGAUUAAGUGUCUCCCGAUCCGGCACCAAAUCGCAACUAUAGCUGUAAGGGGAUUUGGCUGGAUAUCGUACCUGAUCCACUUAUCUAGGUAGAUGUGAAAUAAGUCUUUGUCUUCACACUCAAGAAUAUGUUACUUCACCUGAAUCAAAAAUCCUAUGAAAUGAAAAUGUUCAUGUCGUGAAAUUUUUAGAGCCAUAUUAGGUACGAAUCUUUCUAAAAAACCAAUGAUGUGACUGAAAUUAUUAGAACAUUUCAAUGACCAAAGCAAAUAAAAUAUUUUCAUUUCAUACACUCAGAAAAGAAAAAAUAAAACUUCAGUCUACUAUAUAAAUUAAGAAAAAUAUGAUCGAAAAAUUACUUUAGUUAAACUUUAAGGUUAUUUUUCCUUAAUAUUUAAAGGGGCUCAUUUUUAAGGCCAUAUUAAGGAAUUAUCCAAAAAUUCUCUGAGUGUAGGAAACUUGAUCUAGAUGAGUACUAAAUCGAAUACAAAAAAAAAAAACAAUCAAGGAAACUGAACAAUAUAUCCUGGAUAGACUUCAUAUGGCUAAGCUAAAUUUACAUAUUUGCCAUAGGUUAACAUAAGUGACAGAAUAUAUAUAAAUAAAUAUAUGUAUGUACGUGAGAGCAUGUCAAUAUGUCGACAAAAAAUGUGCUGCCCAAAUAAUGCUGUGUUUAAGUCUUCUCAAUCCCAAAUAAAUGUAAUAUAGCCUA